This is a messenger RNA of Eutrema salsugineum, 540 nucleotides long. RefSeq lists its product as uncharacterized. The record is from RefSeq and is a predicted model, not a curated record. Lineage: Eukaryota; Viridiplantae; Streptophyta; Magnoliopsida; Brassicales; Brassicaceae. The transcript has a single exon. Bases 21 to 464 code for a protein of 147 amino acids.
CUUAAGAAUCAAAUCAAAUAAUGAAAAAGAGAAGCAUAGAGAGAGAAAACAGCUUUGUAUGGUUGGUGAAGGCUCCUUUUCGUUUGUUGAUCAUGGCACGUGACGCAUACAUACGAAGCAUUACGUCAUGUUCCGGCGCCGGAAUCCUUACAGGCGGUGAAUCCUCUGGUUUUGGUCAGAUUGCCGGAAACUUUCAAAUCUGCGAUCCUCCUAGCACGUCUCUUCCCCGAAGCUUUACCUUGACCUCCACGGCACAUGAUCAAGGGUGUCUGACACGUGGCGGACAAUCUCUAGAGACGAUGAGACAAUCGGCACCGUUGGAUCGCCGGAGGAACUAUAGAUGUGUUGGAGUGAUGGGACGAAUCGACGAGGAGGUUUCUUGUGAUGAUGAGUUUGAAGAAGAAGACUCUUUUCUUGAUUUUUCACAAAUCACACAGAAAGAUCAUCUGUUGACCAAGAAAUAGAUCAUCUGAAAGAUUAAUAUUUUAUGGUUGCUAAUUUCGAAAUUUGGAUCUACCAGUGUUGAAUGUUGAUGUGUAA